AUGACCGCCUCUCGCGUGCUCUUCGACGCCACCUUUGGCUCCCCCUUCGCCCAGCGGGUCCAGAUCGCCCUCAAGGAGAAGGGCCUGGAUUACAGCGUGCGCCAGGUCGAUCUGGCCAACAAAGAUGAUGAGUUCCUGGCGAUGUACCGUGCCAUCCUGCCAGACCCGGCAGCAUCGGCCAAGGUGCCCAUCCUGAGGGACGGCGACAUCGGCCUGGUGGAGAGCAGUGUCAUCGUGGAGUACCUGGAGCACAAGUACCCCGAGCCGCCGCUGCUGCCUGCCGACCCUGCGGCGGCCGCGGGCGUGCGCCUGUUUCUGGAUGCCUUCCAUCGCCAGUUCCCUGCUGCCUUCUUUGCACUGUUGGGCGCCGACACCCCUGCUGCUGUGGAGGCGGCGCGCCAGAAGCUGCAGACCGUGCUAGAGGCUCUGGACGGCCUGCUGCUUGCCCACGGCAGCAGCCAGGGCGGCGACUACUUUGCGGGCGGCCACUACACCCUGGCCGAGGUCGUGGCCACCACCCUGCUGCAGCGCGCCGUGCUGGUGCUGCCCGCACACCGUGGCAUCGACGUCUGGCAGCUCAUCCGCGACGCCAAGCUCGACAGGCUGGAGAGCUGGCUGCAGGCGGCGCUGGCGCGUCCUUCCGCCGCCGAGACGCAGCCCGACGCCAAGGCCGUGAUCGCCACGUUUGCCGCGUUUGUGGCGCCGCUCAAGCAGGAGGAGGAGGCCCCCGAAGCUGACAAGGCAGCCCCUGCAGCUGAGAAGCCCGGCCGCCUGGCCCGCCUGGCCAGUGUCAUGCCCGGCCGCAAGCAUGCCGCUCCCAGCGCAUGA
Molecule: messenger RNA, 828 nt
Organism: Chlorella variabilis
Lineage: Eukaryota; Viridiplantae; Chlorophyta; Trebouxiophyceae; Chlorellales; Chlorellaceae
Exons: 6
Coding region: 1-828 (275 amino acids)
Cellular component (GO): cytoplasm
Source: RefSeq, a predicted model, not a curated record